This is a messenger RNA of Pollicipes pollicipes, 2363 nucleotides long. RefSeq names its product solute carrier family 45 member 3. The transcript is spliced from 9 exons. NCBI's taxonomy places the organism in Eukaryota, Metazoa, Arthropoda, Thecostraca, Pollicipedomorpha, Pollicipedidae. Gene Ontology annotation, cellular component: membrane. Bases 339 to 1475 code for a protein of 378 amino acids. The record is from RefSeq and is a predicted model, not a curated record. Gene Ontology annotation, molecular function: sucrose:proton symporter activity.
CGGCCGCCACGGCCGGCCUCGUCUCCACAGAUGUUGAGCAAGAAGUCCAAUGAGCUUCCUCCCGCAGCAGCGGCUACUUCAAAUCAAAAUUAUGAUCUAUUCAGAAGGCUUUCGAGGAAAACUGGUACUUCCAAUCAAAUCGGACGCGUCUGAUCUAACAAGAAGUGAAAAGUACAGAAAAGGUGGUCUACUCCCUUUAAAGAGGGUCAUCUUAACGCUGAGUGUUGUGCUCUCCACCUUCACUGCGCAAGUGUUCUUCAAUCCGUACCAAGCGCUCAUCUCAGACCUGUGCCCUUCGGAGCAGGACGCCCGCAGAGGGAUUCUCCGUAUUUGCGCUCAUGGUCAACGUUGGCUCGGUCCUAAGCAACCUGCUUUUCUCCUGGAGCUGGUUCUCUGGAUCGCUGCUGGUCUCCCAGCGGGCCACGUUUGGUCUGAUCGCCGUGCUGGUCAGCGCGCUGACCGCCGUCACCCUACUCACCACCCGGGAGCUGGCCGCUCGGUCGACGGUCGGUCCCGAUGCCGACGCGGCCGUCUCGCCGCUGCUCGAGGAUGUCGGGUACGGCAGCGACUCGUCAAGGCACAGCUCGCCGACGACCAAGUGGCGGCACCAGACGGCGUGGCACCUGCUGUCGCUGCGGGACGGGCUCAGCACGGCCUGCUGGACGGACCGAACCGGCUUGGCAGCCGCCAGCGACCGGAUGGCCCGACUUCUGCUUCUGACGCCGCUCACUGCCCUCUGCCGGGUUAUCCUGUGGCCAUACUCCAUCUUCCGACGAAUACACCGGUCUCCGAUGGUGCUUAGGAGGCUGUUUAUCGUCGAUCUUCUGUCAUGGAUGGCACUUCUUUCUUUCUACAUGUUCCUGACUGACUAUCUCGGGCAGGCGGCCGGCGGCCGGGCCGAGGACCCAGACGGCUCCGAGGGGAGAGCCAAGUUCGACGAAGGUGUCCGCAUGGGCUCCAAAUGUCUGAUGAUCGACGGCGUCUCCGGUGGGCUGUUCAGCUUGUUCGGUCUGAUGCCGAUGACCCGCCGCCUGGGCACGCGCAACACCUACGUCCUCUGUCUGACGGUGUUCAGCAGUUGCAUGGUGGUGAUAUCGCUGGCGCCCUCGCCGCCGCUCAUCUACGUACUGUGCGCUGUCAUGGGCUGCGGCUACAGCGUCAUGGGCACCACGCCCAGCUCCCUACUGACUCUGUAUCACUACCAGCCGCAGAUUUUCUUCAGCGACCAGCCUGCACCCCGAGAAGCCGCCGGUCUGGGUGAAAACUUCGCCAUCUUAGACACAUCUUAUUGCCUGGGGUCGAUCCUGCCGUCGCUGACCCUCGGCUGGCUGGUGGACAUGUACGGCAUGCCGCAUCUAUAUGUGAUGAUUGGGGGCCUUUUCGGCUUCCUGUCGGCCGGCAUUGCUACUACUCUCAUCUACAGAGCGGAAGAGAUGGUGCCAAGGACAAAGUCGCCGGUGCCGGCGACACGGUGAUUAUCUUGCUGUGGUACAGGGUAUGCGAAAGCGGCCGUUGCGGUGAUUGCGACAGCCAAAAGUGCCUCAGCGCUCGCGUGCUUCGCUCCGCAAGUGUUCCGUCGGGGUGUUGAACAGGACGCGAUUCUUGCCGUAGCGUAAUGGAUGUCAUCCCGUCGUUAGUCAGGGCCGUUUUCACAACGGUUUAUUUGCUCGAAGUGCUGUGGUCAUGUGGAAAAGUAAAGCUUUUCGGUCAAUGCGGUCGACAUUAAUUACCCUAUCCUGGACGAAUUGAACUGGCCCAAAAUUCAGUUAUUUGCAAUCAACCAUGCUAUACGGCAGUGUGCAGGGCAUUGUACCUAUCUCGCUAUAUCUCGCUGUAUCUCGUCCAUCAAUAUUUUUGUCUUAGCAUGCCAUUGCCUUAUUGUGUUACGUGUGGUGCCGCCGAGCAAUUUUUGCAGCUGCCACGCUGCGCACAGGGAAAGGGCCCGCAGGGCCACAUUCCGAGCUGUGCUCACCUUCCCUGUGAAAGUACGGGAGUCGGCAGUCCUGAGCGGUGGCGCGUGACGAGCGCCCGCUGCGUGGUAGCACCGUAUGCCAACCACCUGUUACUAUUUUGUUUUUUUUGUUGUUCCUUUCAACUGUUUUCUUCCUGAUGUAUUUACGAUGGCAAAUGCGCGAGAACUUAUUGAAAAAGCGACGAUCGAGCAGAAUGUUCACAACCUGGAGAGCAAUUAAAACAUAACGAUGUUGAGAUGAUGUUUGUACAACAUCCGUCUUGUACGUUAAACGUGACAAAGGCGAGCGAAGCUAUGAUAAUUCGGCAUAGACACCAUUACGACACCAUUCCUCCUGUUGCGUCUAUGAUGGCCGUCUGUACUCUCCCUCCAUAAUAAAACACUCGGUGAG